UGAAUUAAUGGCCGAAAAUAGUUUAGAGAGAAGUGUUUUGAAUGAAGAGAUGGUCGAUAAGAGUGGUCUCACUCUCAAUGGUGUGACAACUGAUGCCAAAUGUGAUGCAAACGAUGGCAACAACACUAUAGCCAUCGGGAGGAAGAUAUCCAUCAGAAGUAACAAAAAAAUUAAAGUCCGAAAUCGUUGGGCUAUCGAGCGAUCAAAUUACGUGAAUCUCAUGAAAUUGAUUGUGAAAGAGCUGAUUGAGAAGUCGGCCAAAACCAAUCGCAUCGUCGAGUCCAACAAUAUCUCAUUGAAACACUUGUUUGGCGGUCUAUUCGAGAGUCGAAAGGAUUUAUGGAAUGUAAUAGAAAUAGUCGAAAGACUUUCUUCCGAUGCCUCCGAUAUCACUGUCAGCGCUCGACAGAUACCUACCAUUAAGACACAUUUGGGAAGAGUGAGGGCAUGGAUGCGAUUGGCUUUAAUGAACAAACGACUCUCCGAUUAUUUUCGACUCCUAUUAGAAAACCGAGAAAUUAUUUUAAAAGACUAUUACGAAGAGAUGUCAAUAAUGAUGUCCGACGAGGCGGUCAUUAUUGGUGGACUACUCGUCGGCCUUAAUAUUCUUGAUUGCAAUCUAUUCGUCAAAGAGGAGAACUUGGAUUCCGACGACACUAUAACAUCCAAACGGAUCCAUUUGAACCCGAAUGGAGGAAUCAUAACGAGACCAACAAUGAAUGACAAUAUUUCUGUAGUAUUGGAUCAGAAAAAUUACAUCGAAGAGCUUAACAGGCAUUUGAGUUCCACAAUUUCAAACUUAGAGCACAAAAUAGAAACCCUUCAAACAGACAACACUCUUAUGUCCGAAGAACUUGAAGUUUAUAGGAAUGUCGACAAGAAUUUCGAAAUCAUUAAAACAAUCCCAGAAAUGGAUUCAAUUAAACAAUCAAAGGAAGAGUUCUCCCAAUUGGAAGAGCAGCUCAAACAAGAAGUGAAACGACGAGAGUUGGCGGAGAAAGAGCUGGAAAGUCAACUGUUCCUUAAGGGCGAGUGCGAGACAGCCAUGCAUUUGCUCGAAAGGGAUGUUCUCGAGAAACAGGACUCUGUUAUCACUUUGAGACGACAACUCGAAGACAUUAAGACUAUUAACCUUCAAAUGUAUUCUAAACUACAAGAAUGCGAGACUUCUAUUAAGAAUAAAGUCAAUCAUAUCUCGCAUUUGGAGCAAAACAUCUCAACGAUGGCUAACACUAUCUCACAGCUUGAGUCCAAAGUAACAAAUUAUGAGAAACUGCGCGCAAAUGACGAACAAAAUCAGAUGAAAUUAAGCGAACAGUUGACAGACAAUAAUAAGCUGAAGAUCUUAAACCAAGUGAAACUUCCGCUGACCGUCGAGUUUGAGGACAUUAAUAACGUGACGGACGCCUGGAAUGCAAUUCACUCCAUGAAAGUUCGCGGUGCGCCGGCCAUCGCUAUUCUGGCCGUACUUAGCAUUGCUGUCGAACUCAAUGACCAGCAGAUAAUAGGCGAAGUGAAUGGUGACAAAGACAAACUGCUGGACCAACUCAGACAAAAGUGUCAAUAUCUUUGUACUUCGCGUCCGACUGCUGUUAAUAUUGACAAAGAAUGUAAACAUUUGGUCGAAGUGUCGGCCAAAUUGGCCGCCGAUUCAAACAUUUCAUUUGAUUCAAUGAUCAAACAAUUGACUGAAUAUUCGGUUAAUUUACUUCAAAUCGAUAUCAAUGUUAACAAAUCGAUCGGAGAUUUUGGCGCACAAUAUAUAAAACAACUAACGAAGAAAGACGUGAACAAUAUUCUCACUCAUUGUAAUACUGGAAGUUUGGCCACAGCCGGUUAUGGGACAGCGCUUGGAGUUAUCCGAUCAUUGCAUUCAACUAAAUCUUUAUCCCACGCCUAUUGCACAGAAACGCGUCCAUACAAUCAGGGCUCGAGACUGACGGCUUGGGAACUACUUCGGGAUAACAUUCCAUCCACUCUAAUAUGUGACAGUAUGGUCGCCGCUCUCUUCAAGGAUAAGACAAUUGAUGCCGUUGUGGUCGGAGCCGAUCGAGUGGUGGCCAACGGUGACACCGCCAAUAAGAUCGGCACCUAUCAGAUCGCAGUAUUAGCCAAAUACCAUUCCGUGCCUUUCUUUGUGGCCUCACCUCAAAGUACUAUUGAUAUGACGCGCAAAACGGGAGACGAUAUCCCUAUUGAAGAGAGACCGGGAGAUGAGAUGAAAAAAGUGGCCGGCAUUCAGAUCACAGCUCCGGAGAUCAAUUGCUGGAACCCAUCAUUCGAUGUGACGCCAAACGAGUUGAUAACAGGAAUAAUAACCGAAUUCGGAGUCUUCGCCCCAAAUCAACUCCAAACUAAAUUUGUGGCCGAAUAUCGUUCGAGAAGCAUACCUUUCUUCGGGCGACAGAGAAUGGUUUGGAGCACUGAUGGCAUUCGACAGCGUCCUUAUCACUCGUCCAAACGGCCUCUUUUAGUCUUCCGCGAUGCAUUAGAUUUUCUGAAGAGUGGUUCGCCAUUCCUUCUCAGUCUUGGCGUCCCUCUCGGAAGUGAUUCUUUGGCGCUCAACGUCUGUCAACUGUUCGCU
Medioppia subpectinata is the source of this 2584-nucleotide messenger RNA. The record is from the annotation of a GenBank genome assembly. NCBI's taxonomy places the organism in Eukaryota, Metazoa, Arthropoda, Arachnida, Sarcoptiformes, Oppiidae.